CGUUCGCAAAUAUUAGUAUAAUUUUAAAAAACAACUAGUCGGGAUUACCACAGUGUCGUCAGUGUCUGCAAAGCAGAAUACUUACAGAUUUCACUGUUCGAUCAGUAACACCUGAGCUUUAUUUAAAAGUUUGUAGCUAUAGUUUCAGCCUAGUUCAAAAAUACAGCAUGUUCAAGUUAGUUCCCAGGCAGUACAGCAGACUCUCCUCUCUGUCAAGUGCUCAGCCAUUCUAUGUCGCCGCCAGAACACUGAAGAGCUCGAGCAAAACAACCUGUGUUGGACCCUUGGUAGUCCCUGAGCAAGACCCCAAUGGCCACCAAUUUGAGCAGGAUGAUAAACAAUUCACGGAGCUCUAUCGAGAUUUUUUGAAACCAGCCAGUUUCUAUAACGCGUGCGGGAGAUAUGGUAUCGAUUAUUUUACGGGAGUCCCCGAUUCCUUACUGAAAGACUUCUGUGCAUACGUAACGGAGAAUACACCUAUCGAACGGCACACCAUUGCUGCAAAUGAGGGUAGUGCUGUUGCCCUGGCAUCUGGUUAUCACUUAGCCACAGGCAAGACCCCGAUGGUUUAUCUGCAGAAUUCCGGACUCGGUAACAUUGUAAACCCACUGCUGUCACUUGCGGCACCUGAAGUGUACAGUAUCCCGAUGUGUAUUCUAAUCGGUUGGCGAGGCGAACCGGGAAAAAAAGAUGAGCCUCAGCAUAUUGUACAAGGUGAUGCAACUCCAGCAUUGCUUCAAUCUCUUGGCAUACCCUUCCAGGUUUUGCCCGACUAUCUGGAUGGUGCCGAAAAGGUUCUUGCAACAGCUCAUGCGUACAUGGAGGCGAAACAAGCGCCUUAUGCUAUUUUGGUGAGGCGUCGCACUUUCGACACAUACAAGAUUCCAGCUGAGAAGAAUAUGUUUGAACACACACGUGAAAGUGCCAUACAAAUGGUUAUAGACAGUCUGGAUAACAGCGAUUGUGUUGUAGGCACUACCGGUAUGCUUUCACGGGAACUUUUUGAGUAUCGCGUAAAGAAGAACCAUGGCCAUGCUCGUGACUUCCUAACCGUCGGCUCCAUGGGUCAUGCCUCAUCAAUCGCGUUCGGGAUUGCAAAUGCUAAGCCUGAUCGCCCUGUAAGUAGAAAAUGCGCAACUAUUUUAUUGCAGAUUCCACUUACUCCUCAAGUCAAAAGGAAGCUUGCUGGAGCCAUAAUUUGCGUGGUAGAAUUGUUGUAUAGCAUCGAUGUAUUCGUGUUCUCAUAACGAUUGUUUUCUGCUUAAACUAAGGUUUAUUGCCUGGACGGGGAUGGUGCCAUGAUGAUGCAUAUGGGCUCUAUGGCCACCAUCGGCCAUGCACAACCUCGCAACCUAAAACACGUGGUUAUUAACAAUGGCGCACACGACUCGGUUGGCGGACAGCCAACCCAAGCACUAGCAGGCCACUAUUCUAUACCUACAAUCGCUAAAGGCUGUGGAUACACACACGCUGCUACCGCCGAAAGCAGCGAAGAAAUCAUCAGAGAAUUGGCCACUCUGCGGAAGUCUGAGGGGCCUGCCCUGCUAGAGAUCCGUGUAGGAUGUGGUUCUAGGAAAGAUCUGGGACGACCGACCCGGACGCCCGUACAGAACAAACAAGACUUCAUGAGUUUCUUGCAAAGUUAAGCCGGCUCGUUCUUCCUCCCUCUAGAAAAUUAAGAUUACAAGGAGAUCAAAUAUCACAGACAACUCCUACAUAAGAACAAUUUGUAUAUAGAUAAUAAUAAUAAACAACCGACUUGAAC
This is a messenger RNA of Sphaeroforma arctica JP610, 1765 nucleotides long. Its product is annotated as phosphonopyruvate decarboxylase, variant. NCBI's taxonomy places the organism in Eukaryota, Ichthyosporea, Ichthyophonida. The coding region runs from base 168 to 1247 and encodes 359 amino acids. The record is from RefSeq and is a predicted model, not a curated record. Gene Ontology annotation, biological process: organic phosphonate biosynthetic process. Gene Ontology annotation, molecular function: thiamine pyrophosphate binding; phosphonopyruvate decarboxylase activity; magnesium ion binding. The transcript has 6 exons.